Neoarius graeffei (lesser salmon catfish) is the source of this 4431-nucleotide messenger RNA. RefSeq names its product alpha-2-macroglobulin-like. Gene Ontology annotation, molecular function: endopeptidase inhibitor activity. NCBI's taxonomy places the organism in Eukaryota, Metazoa, Chordata, Actinopteri, Siluriformes, Ariidae. The record is from RefSeq and is a predicted model, not a curated record. The coding region runs from base 1 to 4431 and encodes 1476 amino acids. Gene Ontology annotation, cellular component: extracellular region. The transcript is spliced from 36 exons.
AUGACUGUGGCUUCAGUGGGAAUCAGACUCAGGACACAAAAUGCUGUACAGCCCAGAGCAGAAAUUAGAGAAACAAACGAGGACCAGAAUUUAGUGGAGAAUGUGUCAAACAAUGUUUACCUGUUGGCUGUGACGUCGCAGCCUGUAGGGGGCACUACAGAGAAGCUAUGCAUCACCGUCAACCACUGUGAAUCCAUUUCACUCAUGGUGUCCCUGCAGUAUAACCACAAGAAUGUCACACUUCUACAGAAAACACUUGCAAGAGAGGAGAACUACUUCUGUAGCCCGUUCCAGGUUCCUGUUGUAACCACGCACACUGUGGCAUUUAUAAGGAUUCAGAUUGAAGGGUCCAGAACAUUCCUGGAAAACGCGACAAACAUCCUCAUCAGACCUCCAGAACAAGUGCUCAUCGUUAAGACAGACAAACCCAUCUACAAACCAGGACAAACAGUGAAGUUUCGCAUCAUCUCUCUGGAUAGCAGUUUCCUCACCUACAAUCAGAAGUUUCCGAAAAUAGAAAUGGAGGACCCGAACUCAAACAUCAUUGGUCAGUGGCUGAAUAUCCCCACAUCCUGCGGUCUUGUGGAUGUGUCAUAUCCCAUCAACUCUGAGGCCACAGAAGGAGUUUAUGUUAUCACAGUCUGGGACAAGAACAACAACGAGUUCACACAAUACUUCGAAGUCAAGGACUACGUUCUGCCAAAAUUUGAAGUGACGGUCCAGCUGCCUCCAACAAUAACCAUCUUGGACACGUAUGCCAUCCUCAAAGUGUGUGCAAAAUAUACGUACGGGAAGCCGAUGAAUGGGACGGUGAGGGCCACCGUCUGCCAUAACAGCUACAAAUACAUAUGGCUCCCACCAGGAUCCCCAGUGAUUCCCAACAUCUGUAGGAAUUAUAAAAUGGAGACUGACAAGAAUGGCUGUGCAGAACGUGUUAUAAAUCUGAAAGAAUUUGCAUUAAACGAUUCACGCUAUGCUGCUUCAAUUGUAGCUGAUUGUGAAGUGGAAGAAUACGGAACUGGCGUGAUUCAGAAGAUUUCACGCGACUCUCCUAUAACAGCUAUGAUGCACACAAUUACAUUUGAGAAUUCACUAACAACGUUUAAGCGCGGACUGGCAUAUGACGGAAUGACUGACAAGAAUGGCUGUGCAGAACGUGUUAUAAAUCUGAAAGAAUUUGCAUUAAACGAUUCACGCUAUGCUGCUUCAAUUGUAGCUGAUUGUGAAGUGGAAGAAUACGGAACUGGCGUGAUUCAGAAGAUUUCACGCGACUCUCCUAUAACAGCUAUGAUGCACACAAUUACAUUUGAGAAUUCACUAACAACGUUUAAGCGCGGACUGGCAUAUGACGGAAUGGCACAGACUGAAAUGGCAAACAAUCCAACUUUACUCAUGCUAUAUAAGCGCAAACCAUACUACCCUACAGCCAAGCUCUUUCUUCAGGCUUUCUUUUCUGAGAGCCAGAGUUUUAUUCAACUGAAGAGCAGCUUGAAGCCUUUCAGCUGUAAUACAAAUGCGAUCAUCAAGGCUGAGUACAGGAUCCAGGAGAGUGCACUCAGACCACAGCAGAGCACCUUGACCUUCUACUACAUGGUGAUGAAUAAAGGACAUUUAGUUCAAGAAGGACGGAUCAUAGAAGCCAUUAACCCUGGAACAGAGCACAGAGGUGAACUGGUGAUUACUCUGCAGAAGAUGCUAAAGGUAACCCCUGUUGCUCAGGUGGCCGUGUAUACAAUCCUUCCCAGUGGUGAGGUCAUGGCAGACAGCAUGAACUUCCCCAUUGAGCUGUGUUUGUCAAACAAGGUGUCUCUAAAAUUUUCACCUUCUGUGGAGAUUCCUGGUGGUAAUACGACGCUGACGCUGAGAGCUGCUCCAGGUUCGCUGUGUUCAGUGAAGGCAAUCGAUAAGAGUCUGCUGCUGCUGCACCCAGAGAAAGACCUCAGUAUCCAAUCAGUGUUCAACAUGCUGCCUGUCCAGAAAUUAUUAGGAUAUCCAUUCAUCAUCACAGAAGAGGAUUCGACCACAUGCCAGAGGAUCCCAAGGUCCUUCACUCUUGAAGUUCUUCAAACCAAUUAUCUGAACAAUGAAAAUGUGGAUGUGUACAGCGCCUUUAAAAUUAUUGGAAUCAAGAUCAUCUCCAAUGGGAACAUAAAGAGACCUUCAGCAUCUGUACCCAUGUCCACAUCCACUGUCUUCUUCCUGUCCACUGAAGCAUCCGACCAGCCAUCUACAACCCAAUCAGAAGCCAAAACAGUUGUUUCCAUCCGCAAUUUUUUCCCAGAGACGUGGAUUUGGGAUCUUGUUCCAGUCAGUCAAUCUGGAACGAUUGCCAUUAAUAAAACAGUUCCAGCCUCCAUCACUACAUGGCAGGCUGGUGCAUUUUGUACAUCACCUGAUGGAUUUGGAGUCGCCCCGAUAGCUGAGGUCACUGCCUUCCAGCCUUUCUUUGUGAGUCUCACCAUGCCAAGCUCCAUCAUCCGAGGAGAAGCGUUCACACUCAAAGCCACUGUCUUCAACUAUCUCCAAAGCUGUAUGAUGGUGAAGGUGACUUUGGCCGACUCACAUCAGUUCUUCGCAGAAAUUCACAGUAAAUGCAUAGAGAUACAAUGUCUGUGUGCUGCUGAGAGCUGGACCUUCUCCUGGACCAUCACACCUCUGGUUCUUGGGGAGGUGAGCAUCAGUGUGACAGCAGAAGCCAUUCACUCAUCGAUUCUCUGUGGGAAGAGUAAAGCUUCUGUUCCAGAGAAAGGACACAUCGACACAGUCAUUAAAACACUGCAAGUGAAGGCUGAAGGAAUCAAACAGUGUAAAGCUGAAAAUAAGCUUCUCUGCCCAUCAGGUGGAGUUAAAGAGAUGGUCUCACUAACCCUGCCUGAUGUAUUUGUGAAUGGUUCAGCCAUGGCUUCAGUCUCUGUGCUGGGAGAUCUGAUGGGCCGAGCUCUACAGAACCUGGCGAGUCUCCUGGCAAUGCCGUAUGGCUGUGGAGAGCAGAACAUUUUACGUUUCGCCCCCAACAUCUAUAUCCUGGACUACCUGAAAAGCACCAACCAGCUCACACCUGAGAUCAGGAGAAAAGCUCAGAACUACCUCCUGAGCGGGUAUCAGAGACAACUCGACUACAGACACAAUGAUGGAUCUUAUAGUGCUUUUGGGAUGAGCGAUAACUCAGGAAACACAUGGCUGACUGCGACAGUGAUGAAGUCUUUCGGACAUGCGAAGCGAUACAUCUAUAUAGAUCAGGUGCAUGUGGUUCAGGCAAAGACCUGGCUCAGUGAACAGCAGAAGGCUAAUGGAUGCUUUACCUCAGUGGGACAACUCUUCCGGAGCAACAUGAAGGGAGGAGUGAAUAAUGAUGUGACCCUCACAGCGUACAUCACAGCUGCAAUGCUGGAACUCAAUUAUACAAUUACAGAUCCUGUGGUGAGAAACGGGCUUAAAUGCCUGAUGAAUGCGUCCGCUCAGGUGAACUCCACCUACACCAAAGCUCUCCUUUUCUACACCUUCACCCUAGCUGGAGCUCACGGAAUGAGCACCACACUCAUGUCAGAGCUGGAUGAAGUGGCCAUAACCUCAGGGGGUGGGAGACACUGGAGCUCAGUGAAUGAUGGGAUCAAGAUGGACUCUUUGGAGGUGGAGAUGACUUCAUAUGUUCUUCUGGCUCUGUUGUCUGGACCCCAGAUGCCUGGGUUUGAUCUGAGUUACAGUGCCAGCAUCGUCCACUGGCUUUCUCGGCAGCAGAACGCUUUCGGGGGCUUUGUGUCUACACAGGACACUGUUGUGGCUCUCCAGGCUCUGGCGAAAUACAGUACCGCCACUUACAGACCAGAAGGACUCAUUACUGUUUCUGUAACAUCACCAUCAGGGCUGAUUACCUCAUUUGCAGUCACUCAGAGUAACAGGUUGCUGUAUCAGGAGAGUCAGCUGAAGGAGGUUCCUGGAGAUUACAGAAUCAAAGCAGAAGGGAAAGGCUGUGUGUACGUGCAGUUCACUUUGAGCUACAAUAUCCCUCCUCCUCCUGAUUGCUCUUCAUUCAGCAUCUCGGCCUCAGUGUCUGGAAACUGCAAGGUCCCAAAUCCAUCUCUGAACGUGACCAUUACUGUCAUGUAUACCGGUCAGCGUGAGGAUACCAACAUGGUGGUCAUUGAAGUCAAGCCUCUUUCUGGAUUCAGUGUGGACUUGAACUCUGUGCAGCUCAUGAACGGCAAAUCAAACAUGACAGAUGGAGUUGUGAAACGUGUGGAUCAAACUGAUGGUAAUGCAAUCAUCUACCUGAAUAAACUGAAUAAAGAAGUGGAGAAGGUGUACACCCUGACGAUUGUACAGAACCUUCCAGUGAAGAACCUAAAACCUGCUGUUGUGAAGGUUUAUGACUACUACAAGCCCGGUGAGAAGGCUGCAACUGAGUACACCUCUCCAUGUUCAGUUCAGUGA